Molecule: messenger RNA, 1142 nt
Organism: Condylostylus longicornis
Lineage: Eukaryota; Metazoa; Arthropoda; Insecta; Diptera; Dolichopodidae
Gene: nw
Exons: 3
Coding region: 546-1139 (197 amino acids)
Biological process (GO): biological process involved in interspecies interaction between organisms
Cellular component (GO): external side of plasma membrane
Molecular function (GO): carbohydrate binding
Source: RefSeq, a predicted model, not a curated record
AAAAGAGAAUAAGAAUCAAAAAUAAGAAAAUCAAAUAAAAAUAAAAAGUUUUUCUUUUUAAAUUUUCAUUUUAAGUUCUCAGUUGUAAGGAAUCUUUUGUGAUAAACAGAACCUUUUCACGAAUCAACAAAAAAAAAGAAACAAAAAAAAAUUGAAAUAUAAAAUAUUCAUAUAAUAUAAAAAAUUGAAAUUUUAAAACUUUUAAAAACAUUAUUCUUAGUUCAGUUUCAGUAACAGCUAAGAGAAGACGAUUAAAGUGAUUAGAUUCGAACUAUUUUGUACCACAUAAAAAAGUUGAAAAUAAAAAGAAGCUGAUUUUAGUUUUUCGUUAAGAAAAUAAAAUAAAAGAAGAAAUUUUAUAUUUUAUAUUUUUGAAAAUCGAAUACAAAAGUGAACGAGAACCCAGUGAAGUGAAAUUGUUUCUAAAAAGUGAAGUGAAUUAAAGAAAAAAAAAAAAAUUUUUUUUCUUUAUUUUUAAAUUCGAGUUUUGCUUUUGUUUAAAAUUAUUUUGUAUUUGUUAGAAAAAAUUAUAAAAUAAAUAUAAAAUGGCAAAAAUCGUACUAUUUUGCUUAUUGAGCAUUGUGGCGUGCAUAUCAGCGCAACGUAUAACAACAAUACAGUUAGAUGGUGUUCAAUAUUUUAUCAGUCGAAUGAAUCCAUAUUCACCGGAAUUAAAUUAUUUCUUAGCAUAUCAAUAUUGUCGAUCAUUGGGAUUACAAUUGGCAUCAUUUGAAACAAAAGAAAAAGUUGAAUCAAUGACACAAUAUUUACAAAAUGCUGGCUAUAGUAAAUAUGAUUUUUGGACAUCUGGUAAUCGUUUAGGUACCGGUAUGUUCUUAUGGAUGAGCACUGGUUUACCAUUUAAUGCAACAUUCGAUUAUUUUGAAAAUUCAUCUGAUGCAAUACAAGCUGGUCUUUUAGAUCCAAUUGAUCAUAAUAGUAAUACAGCACCACAAAGAACAGCAAGAGAUAGGUCAGUUAGUAGCAGCGGUAUGGAAAAAGGUUGUGUUAUACUUAAAGCACCAAGUUUAAAAUGGAUGCCAGAAGAUUGUUCAAUUGUUAAAGAUUUCAUUUGUGAACAAACUAGAUGUUAUUAUUAUAACUAUGGCAGUAUUCCAGUAUCAUCAGCGCAGGGGUAAAAC